UGGUGUUCACUGAUUUAUCGUGAGAAUAUCUUGUUCGCUGAGCCUGUUCAUUUGAUUGAAAAAAGUUAUUAUUACAAAUACUGUUCGUCAAUUUAUAACAAGAAAAAAAACACUAUUAAAUCACUAAUACGUAGACAAGCGCAACUCGCUUUUGCGCGACUCUACACUCCACUGGCAAUUGCUGCUGAUGCUAGUACUGCCUUUAGAGUGGAUUGACGGUCCCUCUAGAGUGGUAGACCAACCGGAAUGUACUCCUACCUUCUAGAGUGGUAGACCACCAGGACGCUGCAGCAGUUCGGGCAUUGCAGCAGCAGCAGCGUGGAUUGACGGUCCCUGAGUCCCUGACCCUCCAGGUGAGAAAACUUGCCCCCAUCCAUCCAUCUCCUUCAGCGCCCCGCGCUGUGCUGUGUGCUGUGUGUGUGUUCUUGACGCCGCUGCCGGCAUGUCGCUGUCGACAAGUACUAGGCAGCCAUCCGCAGGUGUUCUUGUUCCACUGUUCAGUCGGUUGAUUUUGAUUGAUUGUGGAUAGAUUAGAUUAGAUACGGGGGGUCAGGUUCAGGUGAUUAGGCGAACCCGAUUGUUGAGUGGAUGCAAUGCAAUCAUGGGUCUGCCAAGUGCCACCAGUCUCGAUCGUCUUGCGACGUUGCCUUGUCCAAUUCCUUCUCGGCGGGGGGUCUUGUGAUCUUAGCGCCGAUUUAAUUCUGUCUUCGUCUUGUUCAGAGUGUCGCUCAUCUUGCAAUCGCCCGGCCGCGCAGGUUCUUCCGGUGAGUCGGAUGUGCUCCAGUCCAUUCCGUAGAGAUGGACGGAUCGAGGCGGCAGCAGAGGAGGAAGGGCUCGCCGGCAGCGGCGGCGGCGGGGAGGCCCCGCACCGUGCCGAUCGCCGUCACACCGGAGGGCUUCUGGUGCUGCCCGUCCCCCGCCGCGCUGCACAAGAGCCUCGUCAAGAACCCGCACCACCACCACCAUCCCCACGCCAAGCACGCGCCGCCGGCGCAUAAGACCUCCUCGGCCCCUCCGUCCAGAGCCCCCUCGGUCCAGACCGCGCCGUCCGUCACCGACGACCCGGCGCCCGCCGUGACGGACGACCAACAGCACCACAACCAAAGCCAAGCGACAACCGAGACUCCGGCUCCGGCUCCGGCGCCGGACGGCGGGCAGCAGGAGUCGCCGCCGCCGCCGCCGCAGCAGCAGCAGCACAAGGUCUGCGUUGGGUUCGGGCGGCCGGAGACGAGCGACCUGACGGUGAUGCUCUACGGAAAAGAAGGCAUCGCGGUCAGGAUGAGCGUCCACAGCGACGUCCUCUCCCAGAGCAGCGCCUUCUUCGCCCACCGCCUCUCCGCCGCCGGCGGCGGCGGCGGCCCCGCCCCCAACCAGCCCUGCGUGGUGGAGAUCGACGACUGCGACGACGCGGAGAUGUACGUGGAGACGGUGGGGCUCAUGUACUGCGACGAGGCCAAGCACCGGCUGCUGCUGAAGCAGGAGAGCGUCCCGCGCGUGCUCCGCAUCAUCAAGGCCGCCGACGCGCUGGGAUUCCGCGCCUGCGUCACGUCCUGCCUCCACUACCUGGAGGCCGUCCCGUGGGUCGGCGACGAGGAGGAGCGCAGCGUCGUGUCGUCGGUCCGCUGUCUCCAGAGCAAGGACAGGGACAAGGACGACGGCUGCUGCAACAACUACUACGGCGGAGUCGUCAGCCCGCUGCUGAAGAGGGUCGCCGCCUCCGACGACUGUCUGAGACCGCCCAGCGACACGUUCGCGAGCAUCACGGAGAUGGUGCUGACGAGCACCGACGACCGGGGCCGGCGCGAGAUGAAGGCACUUGUCCUCAACCUCCUUAAAGACAGCAGCCGCAGCAGCCAUGUCGCCGGCGGCGACGGUUCACCACCAGACAACGACAUCUCCUCUGCCAAAACGCUGUACGCCUCGUGCCGGGGCUGCCUGGACCGGCUCCGGGAGCUGUUCGCGGAAGCGUCGUCGUCGUCGUCGUCCGAAUCGGACUACUACUGCCCCGCCGCCGUCACGCGGCGGAUCGCGCUGGAGACCGACAACCUGCUGUGGCUGGUGGAGAUGCUGGUGGCGAGCCAGCGCGGCGGCGGCGGCGACGGCUUCGUGGCGCUGUGGUCGGGGCAGGCGGAGCUGGCCGCGUCGCACGCCAGGGUGCCGGCGCCCUCCCGCCACGCCGUGAGCCGCGUCACGGCGCGGCUGUUCGUCGGCGUCGGGAGAGGGGAGCUGCUCCCGCCCAGGGACGCCCGCCUCCGCCUCCUCCAGGUCUGGCUGCACCCGCUCAUCGACGACUACGCGUGGCUGCAGCGCGGCGGCGGCUCCCGGCCGUCAACGUCGGCGUCGGCAGCGUUCGACAGGAGGCUCGUCGAGGACGGCAUCGGGCAGACGAUCCUCACGCUGCCGCUGGAGGAGCAGAGGUCCAUCCUGCUGGCGUGGUUCGGGAGGUUCUUGAAGCUCGGCGACGAUUGCCCGAAUCUGCAGAGGGCGUUCGAGGUGUGGUGGAGGAGGACUUUCGUCAGGCCGUACGUUCUUCAUCAGCCUGAUUCUGACGCAGGUGAUGUUUGGCCAUCAGAUAGAGGUUCAUCUUGAAAUGGUAGCGGAAUUUAAACUUUAGCUGCUAAUCAUAGAAUGUUUGGGAGAAACGGAAACCGUUUCUGAAUCUUGAGGGUAUUAUUGUCUUGGUUAGUUCAUCUGACAGGAGAGUUGGCAAGAAUUUGGGUGUUUUUAAUGUGUAAAGUUUGAUGGUUUGCAAUUGCAAGCAAGGCUACGAUGUUUGUUAACCGAGUGUAAAAUCAGAUGAUUUUCUCUGUUUGUAAGAGGAAAAUCAUCAUCAAUGAUUGGAAUACUAAUA
Messenger RNA from Sorghum bicolor (sorghum), 2851 nucleotides. RefSeq names its product BTB/POZ domain-containing protein At3g50780. The transcript has a single exon. Bases 799 to 2589 code for a protein of 596 amino acids. Lineage: Eukaryota; Viridiplantae; Streptophyta; Magnoliopsida; Poales; Poaceae. The record is from RefSeq and is a predicted model, not a curated record.